Solea solea (common sole) is the source of this 6074-nucleotide messenger RNA. RefSeq names its product SLX4 structure-specific endonuclease subunit homolog (S. cerevisiae) (gene slx4). The record is from RefSeq and is a predicted model, not a curated record. Gene Ontology annotation, cellular component: Slx1-Slx4 complex; nucleus. Gene Ontology annotation, molecular function: enzyme binding. Bases 466 to 5790 code for a protein of 1774 amino acids. The transcript is spliced from 13 exons. NCBI's taxonomy places the organism in Eukaryota, Metazoa, Chordata, Actinopteri, Pleuronectiformes, Soleidae. Gene Ontology annotation, biological process: meiotic DNA double-strand break processing; resolution of meiotic recombination intermediates; DNA replication.
CAGCCCCGCAUUGGUUCAACCGCCGUCACAUGAUCGGAAGCGCGAAAUGAAGAAGUGAGAUGUUUUUAAAAUUAAACCGAGCCUCGUCAGACACCUGACCGUUUUAUUCACAAACUGAACGAUAAAUAACGUUAUCGUUGUGUUUUACCAUUAGUCGCCACAGUAACAGACUCGCCGUGAUGUGGGAAGCUUAAACCGAAGAGCCAAUACUUUAAAAAAAACAAAACAAAACCGAGCAGCUAGCUGACUACCUGAUAUUCUCUGCAAACUAAACGCGUUUAAAGCUAAUUUCUCAAGAAAUAGUAUCACAGUAGAACUCACGCGUGUGAAAUGAAUGAUAUCGUUUGUGUUUUCGAGUAAGGACUUAAGUUGUACCCCUUGUGGACCCUGAAGCUGACUUGGUCCAUCUUGGACAAGUGAGGACAUGUCGCUUUCGCCUUCCAGUGCGAGGAUAAGUGAACCAUAAUGGAUGACUCGGACCAGGAUUUUGUAGACCUCUGUUCUAAGUUGCUGAAACGAGUCCGCAGGAAACCAGGUGAGAGCAGGCCGCCAAAGAGUGCAGAGCAUCAGCCCUCCACUCAGACAAGUGAAGGCGACAAGAGAAGGAAGAAAAACAAGAAGGAUGGAGACUCUGGCUCAAAGGUCACUGGGACCCAGUCUGUCUUCACCGGAACAGGCCAACAUGCAGCCAGUGGAGAGACAGGAGGUGAUUCAAGAGAUGCUGGCCCUCUGGCUGCGGCCACUUCAUCAACAACAACAGCAGCAGAACCCAGAUUUGAAAGAGGUCUGUCAGCAAAGGACAAAGUUCUCCUCAAAAUGCAGCAGUUCAAGAAAACCAGUCCUCCGAGGAUGACGCACAGAGACACGAGACAACAGAUGAACCUAGACGGUCCACAGCCACAAAGACAAGAUUCUCCAGAACCUUGCAGCUCUGGUCUCCACAUAAACAGUGACGAGGCACUGGCUCUGCGGCUGCAGCAGGAGCUGGACAGGGAGGAAGCACAGGCUGAGAUGGUCGACCUGGAAGAUGGAGGUCUUUUCUUCUGUCAGAUCUGCUACAGAGAUCUGUCUCAUAUGACUCCUGAGGGACGAACACAACAUCUCAACAGGUGUUUAGAUGACAGUGAGAACAGUGGCCUGAUUCCUCCUCCUCCUCUUGUCCCUGACUGUCCCAUCUGUGGUAAGACAUUCAAGUCCCAAAAGAGUCGUUCCACCCACCUGAAGCGCUGCUCCUCGGAGAUGGGCGUACCUCCAGCGGUGCUGCUGCAAGCUUUGCAGAGACAGGCGAAGGAGACUCCAAAUGUCCCCACUGUCAACACAGUUGCACAGACGGCAGGGACGAAAAGGAAAGGCCCCUCGAAGCCAGGCCUCCCAGUGAAGAAGAAGCCCAGGAAAAAGGCUGAUCCUGUGGAUGAAGACACCAUGGUUGCUCUGGCUCUGUCCUCCUCCCUGCUGGAACAGGAGAAGGAGGCACACAGAGAAUUAAACACCAAGCCUGCUGUCUCUCACACUGCAGUGACCACAGCACUGAAGGGGAGGCCAGAUGGAGCAGCUAAAGGACGUGGAAAGAAGAAAAGGGGAGUUGUCCCUCGUCCUCCUCCGAUCCUCCUUGUACAGGAUGCUGAGGUGGCCCUGGUGAGGCUGCAGGAACGCGUUUCUGCUCUCCUCUUACGUAACCGGAUGCCUUCUCCCCCAACGCCGACCCGCUGCCCGAGCAGGCUGUGUGGUUUGAACAGUGUUGCCUCCCUCUGGCAGAAAAGUGCUCUGCUGAACAGCAACUCCACCGCUCUGUCUGAUUUCUACACCACAGACCUCAGAGAGCUCAUUACACCCUGGGAGACGGCAAAGACUAAUGAGGCCUCCUGCAGCGCUGGUAACAAGCCCGAGUCGUCUCUACAACCAGAGAGCGAAGGGACUCCUGUCACAGGGUCCAGGGCCUCCAUCCUGCCAUCUUCCACUCACACAGCAACCUCCACCCCAGAGACAGGGCAGCGCCUAGUGGGCAGCCAGGCCCUACGGGACCUGAUGGAGCUGGCAGAAGACGGCAUGACCCUCACACAGUGCAGAUACCCUGCCUCAGGCCACGCUAAAGACAAACGGAGCAGCACCAGUCAGUCUACAAACCUUCAUCUCAGCGGCUUUGUCCUGGAGGAGGAGGAGGAGGAGGAGGAGAAGGCUGACCUGUGUCUGAGUGACUUCCUGACAAAAACGGCACAAGGAGGAGAUAAAGGAGAUAAAAAACGAGGCAGCCAUCAAUCAGUUGCCGUUUCUAGACUAUCAUCUGACCUGAACAGCAUGGUGAACAACCCUCAGCUCAGCGAUGUGCAGCUCCAGGUUGACAGUGGAGAGGUCUACUUUGCCCAUUCCUUCAUGGUGUAUGCUCGCUGCCCCCUGCUGGCAGAAAUGGUACAUGAAAGUGGUUUUGGGGUGCAGGAGGAAGGAGUGCCUGCAGCUCAGAGGGUGUUGAUGAGUGACGUCCCAGGACAGGCAGUGUUUGCUCUACUGCAGUACCUUUACACAGCUCACUGCUCCAUCCCAUCCUCACUGCGGCCUCAUGUACAAGAGCUGGCAUCCAGAUUUGACUUGCAGGAGCUGCACCAGCUUUGUGAGCUCCACGGAGAGGAGGCGCCACCUCAAGGGGAUAAGGCAGACUACGCAAACCAGGGCGAGGAUGUCAAUGACCAAACAGACCAGGCCUUCAUGGAGCUCCUGCGCUCCAUGUGGAAUGAUGAGGAGGAGGAUGAGGAGGAUGAGGGCACAGAUUCCGAUGGCGGAAAAGAUGAAGAGAGAGUGUUGGAAGAUAAUCGUCAAACCGGUGAUGUUACAUCUGGCGAGAGAGAGUUGUGUGAGGAACAAGUGAACGAGGAGGAGUUGGAGGAGAUCUACAACUUUGCCGCCACUCAGAGAAAGAGGGUAGAGGAGAACGACAGCAUAGAGGAGGAGGAAGAGAAAAAGUUAGCUGAUGAGGAAGACUCCUUCACAAAACUGACAGAAUCUCAAAGAGGCAUCAGUAAGACACCCCUAUAUCCAAACUCAAAACUUGAGUCACAUCCCAGCCAGGAUUCCAGCUACAACCGCGUCUUCUCAGAGUCUUUUGGAGUCUAUGAGGAAGAGAACAUUUCACCUGGUCCAUCAAAAACACAGACCUCUCAACCCCAGAAACAACUGUCCUCCUGUAAACCUUUAGGUGAACUCCCUGUCAGAACGUUGCUUCAGUUCUCACCAAGCAUUGUCGAUGACUUUUCACCCAGCCCUCCUCCCAGUACAUCCAACCUGCCUGUGGCAGGUGUGUCUCCUGCUCAAGUGGGGGACUAUGGUGGUGGUGGUGGUGGUGAAACAGAUGCUGUUGAAGUGGAUGUGCCUAAAGAAUGUCGGUCAUUGAAACGAGAAAGCCGAGGCUCGUGUGGCAUUUGUGUUCCCGCUUCUCCUGAUUCAGGCCUGAAAAAGAAGGAACCUGAGCUCAUAGUUCUGUCUGACUCCAGUGAUGAGAUGGAGGUGGAUGUUGCUGUUCUUAGUUCCCAUAGUCCACAUUCUUCUUGUGCUAAGCUGCAGACAUUCACCCAGAUCAGACCUCAGUCAAUAUCAAAACCUAGUGAAACCAUCAUGGAGAAUAAAGUGUCCAGUAGUAUAGAGCUUAGUUCUAAUGAUCCUCCUGAUGGUCGUCCAGGUUUAGGUUGUGAUCAGAGUCCAGUCGACUGUUCUCUAGAAGUGUCUUGGCUGAUCCCGUCCACACCAGUGCAUCCUGGAAGAUGCACCAAGAGCAGCUCCACUCAGACCAAAAGCAGCACAUGCAGGACACAGCUGUUCCCUAAAGGCGGCAUUUCCUCGCCCUCCUCAGUUUUUUCCUCUCCCGCUCUACCAUCUCAUUACAGUCUUCACAACUCAAGCAGUGGAACCCGAGUUUCCAGCAAAACUGGCCCAACAGAGGGCAGCAUUCCUAGGCUGAACCUGGAAGAAACCGUUCCCUGUAGCUCUGGUUUGGAUCCCAACCUUUCUUCUAAAAGUGCCAGCGGCUUUGGCGUAAAUAAGAACAGAGAAAUGUCUUCAAUGCCUCAACAUCAACAUAAGCCUCAUCCCCUCAGUGCUUCCUUAAAGCAGGAUACACCGCAGCACGCCCAGCCACAGCCCUACAGCAGCACUCCCCUGCAUACAGAGCUCCAACAGCCCCCUGUCCUUCCUGGCACCUCUCCACUCACCAGUAGCCUUGAUAAACAGAGGAUGAUCAGUCAGGGAAGGGACAGAGCUUCAUCGGAAAGCCUAGAAAAGACAGAGUUAGGGAGCUUUCAUCUCUCCCCCUUAUCCAACCCUUCAGAUCCACCCUCUCCUUUGUCUUACAACAAAGGUCUUCAUUGUCCACAGAAACACAACAAUUCCUCGAGUGACAGCCGAUGCCCAGAAGAGUCGAGCAGUCGAACAAACACAGGGGCUGAGCUCAAAAGGAGAGGAGGAGAUGAGGAGGGAAAAGGUGAGAGAGAGUGUAAAAAUAGAGACACGCAUGAUGAGAGUGAAGGAGGUGGAGAACCAGGUGUUGUGGAGUCCAGUUUCCAGCAGAGCUUCAUGGACGAACCUCCCAUAGCUUUCAACGACUCUUGGGGCCUCGACGCCUACGCAGGAGCCGACCCCGGCUGCUUCAGCCUGAGACUGGAGGACAGUGGGGGGUCCAGUCAGCAGGAGCACAGCCUCGGACGAGGAGAAGCGGCCAAAUCGUCAUCCUCCGACUGUCAGCCUGCACCAUCUUUUCACCAUAUCCAAUCGGGGAAGAGCUGCAGCAGUGUGGUUCAGUCCUCUGCAUCUAAAAGCCACUGCGCACAACCACCAGCCAGCGUACAGGCUCAAAGGAAACCCUCCCUCACCCCAUCACCACCAGAGAUAAACAACAGCCUCAUGGACCCCAAAAUAUGGGACAGCUGGGAGGAGGAAGAUGAGGAGGUUCUCCCUCUCAAUCAGAGGGUGAAUCCCUCAGCUCAAUUCAGAACCCCAGCAGCGUCGCACAAUAAAAAGCGUCGCUCCGUGGUGCCCAUCACUCCCAUGCCUCACUACUCUGACAUGGACACGCCAGAGCUCAAGAACAAACUCAACAGCUUUGGUGUUCGGCCUUUACCAAAGCGCCAGAUGGUCCUCAAACUGAGGGAGAUCCACCAGUACACCCAUCAGGUGGUCAGCUCGGACUCUGACGGUGAGGCACCCUCAGCAAGACGCACUCUUCAAGUAAAGCCCCCUCCUAAAACCAGUUCAGCAGCCACUGGCAGCAAAUCAGGCUCCUGUAGCCAGACUGUGACGUUCAAGGAGCCCAGAGCACCUGCUGCUGUUUCCCCUCUGAAACACAGAGGAGAGGAGGAGGAGAAAGAGGGAGAGCCGCUGUCUGCAUCGCAGGGCUCCAACACUUCUUCAACAGCUGCCAGUGAAGAAUCUGAAAGGUCCAACCCAGAGUUUUGUCCCUCUACCGAUGGCGACUCAGACAGCGAUGGUGGCAUUUCUGCCUCCCAGGCUGCGACCCGCCACCAGGAUCGCCUCCAGGCAGUGCGCGCCUUCAUCCUGUCAGACUCCACGCUCUACAGUCAGAUCCUCCAGUACCAGCCUCUAGUUCUCUCUCAGCUCCAAGGGCGACUCAAGGCGGCCGGGAUCCGCCUGGGUGCCGCCAAGCUGGUCGAUUACCUGGACUCCCAGUGCAUCACCUUCACCACAGCCAAGCCAGGUCACUCCGCUCCCAGCCGCAGGAGAGGCAAAAGGACAAAGGCAACGGUUGUAAGAGGAGCAAACGGCAAAAAAGCUGUCUCAGUUCCACUUUAAAAAAACACUGUGGCUGCAGGUAACGGUGGUUUUUAGUUCAGUGUUAAGAACAUUUCAUCUUAAAAUGAUUUUCAAAUUAAAUUAUGAAGAGUUUUAAAAGGACCGCGUGGCUGUUGGCACACGGAACGGUUUUACUACUUUGUUUAAAACUAUGAAAACACAGGAAAGGUUUUAUGUCAAGUAUUGUUUUAAAAGUUUAACUGAAAAUAAAAAAAAAUGGAAAAAGAAAAAAUUUGCUCCGUCAUCUCCAACUGUUAACACACUAUCUGUUAAUCUGGUACAAA